AUGCCAACUUACACAAAGAAGAUGUGGGUACCUCCACAGAAUGUCCUAAUGCCUCUUUUUAUUUGGAUUACAGGUUUUCCUCCAAUAUGGCCACUGCCACCACCAUUACCACCACCACCACCACCAAAUUAUCCCCCACCUCCACCACCACCAAACUACCCUCCACCUCCACCACCACUAGUGGCCAGAAGCAGAAACAGUAUUGCUUUGCCUCCUUCAUCAUCAAAUGACAAGUCUCCUAGUAUGAAAGCCAAAAACAGUGUCUCUUUGUCUCCUUUAUCAUCAAAUGAAAAGUCUCCUAGAGGUGAGGCCAGAAACAGAAACAGCAUUGCAUUGUCUUCAGCCUCAAAUGAGAAGUCUCCUAGAGGUGAGGCCAGAAAUAGAAAGAGUGUUGCUUUGCCUCCUUCAUCAUCAAAUGAGACGUCGCCUAGAUGGGAGGCCAGAAACAGAAACAGUGUCGCUUUGUCUCCUUCAUCAUCAAAUGAGAAGUCUCUAAGAGAUGAGGCCAGAAACAGAAACAGUGUCGCUUUCUCUCCUUCAUCAUCAAAUGAGAAGUCUCCUAGAGGUGAGGCUAGAAACAAUGUCGCUUUGUCUCUUUCAUCAUCAAAUGAGAAAUCUCCUACAGUUGAGGCCAGAAACAGAAAUGGUGUCACUUUACCUCCUUCAUCAUCAAAUGAGAAGUCUUCUGGAGGUGAGGCCAGAAACAGUGUCUUUUUGUCUCCUUCAUCAUCAGAUGAGAAAUCUCCUAGAGGUGAGGCCAGAAACAGAAAUAGUGUCACUUUGUCUCUUUCAUCAUCAAAUGAGAAAUCUCCUACAGGUGAGGCCAGAAACAGAAAUGGUGUCACUUUACCUCCUUCAUCAUCAAAUGAGAAGUCUUCUGGAGGUGAGGCCAGAAACAGUGUCUUUUUGUCUCCUUCAUCAUCAAAUGAGAAAUCUCCUAGAGGUGAGGCCAGAAACAGAAAUAGUGUCGCUUUGUCUCUUUCAUCAUCAAAUGACAAGUCUCCUAGAGCGGAGGCCAGAAACAGAAACAAUAUCAAUUUGUCUCCUCUAUCAUCAAACAGUAAUCAGCCAACAUUAGCAACCCCACCAUCAGUUAGAAGAAGCAAAGAGAGCAACAGUGUUCAUCCACCUCAUCUUCUUCUGAGUCAUCUUAGAUCUUCCAGCCCUGCUGUCAGAGGUGCAACACCUCCUUCACCAUCACAGACACCCUCAGAAUCGCCAUUACCACAGUCUGACUCUUCAGUGUUAGACAAAGCCAACGAGUGUGUUUUAGAGUCCACUCACACAUCUUCAGGGAUAGUACCAUCAUCUUCACCACCAAUUUCGAGAUGCAGAGACACUAAUGAUGUACCUCCUCCUCUUCCUUGCAAGAUGGCCUCUGAUUUGGUUUGUAGAAGAAAGCCAUCUCUCCCUCCAUCAGAAAAACUACCAAAAUCUCAUCACCUAAGGCAAUCUUCAACCCAAAAUGCACCUGGAGAUUCUGUCCUGCUUAACACACCGACAUUUCCAAGUCCUUGCAGAGGUCGCCCAUCAACUGCACCACCACCACCACCACCUCCUCCUAUGAGGAAUGACUUUCCUAGUUCUUUGUUUAGAGCACCUUCUUAUCCUUUACCACAACCACCAUCACCACCAGUGACACCAGUUCCAAACACGAUGCACAAAAACAUUGGUAAAAUAUCUCCAGUCCCUCCACCUCCACAAAGAGAGUCUAACAGAAGAACACCACCUCCUUAUCCAUCAACGAUACCUCCAGAGUCUCAGGUUUCUCUGCCUCAGGCUUUACCUCAGAUUGACCUUAGAGUGCAGCAGGUACAGAAACCGUCUGGUCCUUCUCCAUCAAGAAUUAAAAGAAACAAAAGAUAAUUCAACUCCACGCACUACAUAAUGCAGCAUGAAUUUCCUAGACUUCUCCCUGGCCUUGAAUACAAAAUCAGCACAGAUACUUUGUUCUGUAGGUAUCACCUGCUUUGUUCCAAACUCGUCAUGGCAAAGGAUGAAAAGACAUAACUUUGUGACUGUCUACAGGGCUUCUCAACUUUCAUUUGUCUGGCUUCAGUUACAUAUUUGAUCUACAUGUGGACUGUAUCCAACAGAUCAGAUUAAUUGUUACUUCAUUUUAAUAUCAUUCAGGAAAAGAAGCAUGUGAACUUAGAUGAUGCUUGAUUUAUAAUGCCCAACUAUAUGAGAGAGUCAGAACAUGGUGGUCUCAUUUACUUUUCCUAUCACAGGGAAUCAAGUUUCCACACUAUUACUCUUUGGAACUUCCUACACCUCAUGGCGAACUACUUUUUUCUUCUCUCUGACUACACUGUUCCUAGUCUUCCUCCUUUGACCUCGACAUAGCAAACUUGCACUAAUCUCUUUUUCAAAACAAACAUAUUUACAGAACAGAAUAACUUAAAAGUGUUUAGUAACCUUGUCAAAGUACAUUACUGAGGAAUCACCUAUACGUGUUUGACAAUGAGAGUGAAGUGGAACAGACAGUAUUACUUAUACCUUUGUUGGUGUUUCAGACAAUUGUGAGCCCCUAUUAGGAAAUCACAAAAUGAUUGAUGUGAACAUGGUUUAUUGGCCUCAUAAGCUCCAUAUAACAGAAAAUAAGCAUCCCACACCUGGGCAAACAUCAACACACUACCAUAAUACAUACAAAUUGGUCCAAAUGUAGGCCUGCGAUUAUCCUAUACAUAUGUUUAUUUUGUUCACAGUAUUUCUUAAAUCAACUAUAGGCAUUAAAACAUCCACAAUGUGCAAAGGCUCAUCAUCAGUGCUUCAUGACCAGAUAUAUAGCUUUUUCAUGUAACUGAAUCGCUUGCUGUUUUGGUACAUUUGAAUGACAACCCACAUGUAUCUCAUCACUGCAACAGACCAUAACCAGAAUUAUUAACAUCAAGUAAACCUCAACUGCAUGGUUGUGUUUUUAAAACCAGAUGUCUUUGUUUGCAAUCAAUAAAAACUAACAUAUCUUGUUGAAAAUAUUGUCUCCUAUCAAAAAAUUACCCAGAUAAGUAUGUUUUUCAGUGUAUAAUAAAAGAAAAGGAAUGUAGAAGAAAG
Protopterus annectens (West African lungfish) is the source of this 3054-nucleotide messenger RNA. RefSeq names its product formin-like protein 20. The record is from RefSeq and is a predicted model, not a curated record. The transcript has 5 exons. Lineage: Eukaryota; Metazoa; Chordata; Ceratodontiformes; Protopteridae. Bases 1 to 1866 code for a protein of 621 amino acids.